AUGUCGAACCGUGGUGGAGCUGUGAAAGUGAAGCGUGAAGAACGAGGCGGAGGUGGACGUCGAGACGACCGUAAAGACGAUCGGUAUGUUUGUUUCGUUUUGGUUUCCUGACUUUUAGGUGGAUUUACAUAUGAGUUGUGGCUCGUAAAGGGUGUUUAAAGAACUCAGAGUUAGCGACUUGACUUUCACCAAUUCUAAACCAGUUUUAUGGAGUUUUGACGAUAAUGAAAUCUUCUCCAUGAUAGCUAAUUUGAAAAAUUUGGAAUGUUUCUCUGUAUACCAUUAAUUUUUUAACAGCGAUUUUAGUAGCUGUUGGACGCUGUUUUAGCAUGCAUUACAACAUCAUAGUCUUUUAUUUGGUUUUGUGACUUAUAUUAUCCUUGAAAAGUUAUAGACGUUUUGGGUCAUAAUGAAAAUAACUCUUGUUGAGAGCUCAGAGAAAGGCAACUUGGGCUUUCAGACAACGUCAAAAAGUUUACUUAUCAAUGUUUUUUGGGGAAUGAGACCGUAUUUUAGGUUGAUCCUUUAAACAUACUCUUAUCCUUUACAUCUUCCUGUAGUUUGCGUUUAACGGUCUUACGAGGUAUUAAAUAGUGCUGUGAACUGUUGCAAUUAUAUUUCUAAGUCUAUCUUGUUAACAUACAGCGAAAAUUAUAUGAACUAUGAUCUGGCAAUACCUAAAGUUAGUUCGACCUUUGAUGGGUGUAACGUUUUGCGUAUCAAGCCGUGCCAAGAGCUUACAGAUCGGUAUUAUUGCUCCUUUCCAUAUUAUAACAUUUUUACAACUCUUCAACAUUUUCAAGUUUUUGAUUUAUCAUUUUUCAAGACCUGCAUUGAUCGUAAAUCCCCGUUUCUAACCCCGGUUUCAGGCCUCCAAAUCAAUCCAAACCCCGUCCGAAGAACGACGAUCGUCCGCGCGGAGGCGUUCCUCAGGGGGACUUCCGAAUGCCGGACAAGAAUGCGCAGAGUUUUACUCUUGAAAUACCGCGAAAGAAAUUCACCGGCAGAUGCCGGCUCUUUGUCGGCAACCUGCCGAAUGACUUGAAGGAGGAGGAGUUGAAGAAGAUGUUCGUCGACUUUGGAGAGAUCAACGAAUGCUAUCUCAGUGGAAAAGGAUUCGCUUUUCUCAGAUUGGUCAGCUAUUUUUUAUGGAUUAAUUGUAAUGAGUAUUCGGGCUGAGUGGGGGAAAUUUGGGGACUUAUUCGGGCAAAGAUGGGAAAUGGAAGGACUUUAUGGGGAAAGUGGUCAAUUCUGGGGAAAAGUGGGCUUCAUGGAAAUUCGACGGAGUGGAAUUUGACAGAGUUAAACUCGACAGAAGGAAACUCGACGGUAUGGAAAUUGGACGGGGGGAACUCAACAGAUUUUUUUCACUGCAAAAUACUAAUUCUCUAAUAAGAGAAAAUUCAGUAGUAACAUUUCGUACCAUUGCAAUGAAAAAGAAUUCGACAGAGUAUAGAAAUAGGAAAGUCGACGGGUUGUUUUUCAUUGCAACGGUACGAAAUGUCACUACUGAAUUUUCUCUUCUCAGAGAAUUCGUAUUUUGGCCUCGUGGAAACUCGACAGGGGGGAAAUUGGACAGAGAGAAACUCGACAGAGGAAAAUUGGGCAGAGUAUGGAAAUUGGACAGGAGGAAAUUGAACAGAGGGAAACCCGACAGAUUUUUUUCAUUGCGAUCGUAUCACCAUUACAUUUUUUAUCAACUAAUUCGUACGAUUGCAGUGAAAAGAUUCUGUCGAGUUUCCCUCCGUCCAGUUUCUCCUUGCCCAAUUUCCAUAUUCUGCCCAAUUUCCUUCUGUCGAGUUUCACUCUGUUCACUUUCACUCUGUCGAGUUUCCAUGAAGCCAAUAUUUUGCGGUGGAAAAAUCUGUCGAGUUCCCCUGUCGAAUUUCUAUACUGUCGAAUUUCCAUCUGUCAAGUUUUACUCUCUCAAAUUUCACUCUGUCGAGUUUCCAUGAAGUCGAAAGGGAAACCUUUAUAUCCAUUAUUUUGGCUCUUUAUUGUUUGUAUAGGUAUUGAAGAUUUUUUCUUCGACUCUUCAAAUUUUAUUUUUGGGGUUCUUAUAGAACUUUUUCAUAAUUAUUUAUAAGAACUCUUCUACUUUUUGCGGCGCGCGAUGACUUUUGUAACACACCUUUGUUAUGACGACUGAGGAUCAGAUCAAUGGCAAGUGGGGGCUGAAAGUGGAGCUUCGGUUUCGCCUAUGGACUAAAUACCACUGCAAUUUUGGCUCCGGCCUCACGUAUUCGGGCGUAAAAGGGGUUGUGGACUUUGUGAACUUUGUGUGCUAAUUCGGAAGCAAUGGAUCCGAAGUGGAGUAAAGGUGUUAACUGACUAACGUUACUGGACUAUUUACUACAAAGCGACCGAAGCUCCGGACGAACGAUAAAUGAAUGGAAUGAAGCUGAAGUAUCGACACGAUCGCGGCUCGCAGAGUAUUUAUCAUGGGGGUAGAAACGGGACCUGAAUGUUUUUGGGGUUUUCUGGGGGUUAUAAAACUUUGGAUAAAUAUGAUUCGGGUUGAUCAGAAAUUGGAUUCAAAUGCAUCCCGAAUGCAAUAAAAUUCAUUUCUUUGUAUCCCUUCUCUGACUGAAAAUACAAUGACGGAAUUGGUCCAGUGGCAAAAAACGUACAAUUUUGCAUCCGCGAAGUAUCAAAAAAUGUAGCAAAAUGCCUCCCUCUCCAAGUGAAAAAACUUCGUUUUGAAGGACGCGCCCUUUCCCUCACAUAAAAACAGACACGCUUUUGAAAUAUAGGAGUUUUUUUCACUUGGAGAGGGAGGCAUUUUGCUAAGUUUUUUGAUACUUCCCGGAUGCAAAAUUGUACGUUUUUUGCCACUGGAUCAGGUCCCUCACUGUAGCUUUCAGUCAGAGAAGGGAUGCAAAAGAAUGGAUUUUAUUGCAUUCGGGAUGCAUUUGGAUCCUUUUGGCUGGAUUAUCCUUCCCCGAGUUUAGGGUGUUAUUUGAAUAGAAGGGGAAGGGAAAAGAUGGGCGCCUGUGGGUUAUAUACAGUGGCAGACCUGAUCCAUUGGCAAAAACGUACCAUUUUGGAUCCGAGAAGUAUGAAAAAUGCGGCAAAAUACCUCCCUCUCCAAGUGAAAAAACUCCGAUUUCAAAAGCGCGCCUGCUCUUUUUGUGAGGGAAAGGGCGCUUUUCAAAACGGAGUUUUUUAAUUGUAGUGGGAGGUAUUUUGCCACAUUUUUGAUACUUCCCGGAUGCAAAAUUAUACGUUUUUUGCCAUUGGAUCUGGUCCCUUACUGUAGGUGAAUAGUUACUUGAGAUAUGAAUUCUGGGGUUUUUGAUAUUACACUUGGAAUGUAAGAUGAAUUUUGGGGAUUUUUGCCAACUUUAUGGACUCUAUUCCGACUAUAAUUGGACGUUAGCCUGCCUUCUUUGACAAACUUUGUGUACAGUUAUUAUUAUUGCCAUUUCAGGACACUCGCGCCCAUGCCGAAGCGGCCAAGGAAACCCUCGACGGGAAGACGGUCAAAGGCCGCCAACUUCGCGUCCGUUUCGCCGUCCACGGCGCUGCCCUCAGGGUGAAGGAGCUGUCGGCAUGUGUGUCAAAUGAAAUGUUGUACCAUACGUUCUCGGUGUUUGGCGAAGUUGAACGAGCCAUUCAUAUCGUGGAUGAGCGCGGAAAACCGACCGGAGAAGGAAUCAUUGAAUUCGAAAGAAAGUCAUCGGCCCAAGAAGCCUUGAAGAACAUUGAAGAGAGGGUUUUCAUCAUGUCUGCGUAAGUUUUUGAGGUGGUUUUGGGAGAAUGGUGCCUUGUUUUAGGUAAAAAUUGAAGAUUUUUUGUGGAAUUUUGGUUUUUGAGGAAUCAAUUGGACCUUAUUUUAGACAAUUUUGAUUUUUUUUGAGGUUUUUAUAUUUUUUUAGAUUUUUUGAGUAAUACAUUGAUUUUUUUAGCCAAUCCCAUCCGCUCCGCGCUGAAAUGUUGGAGCCGAAGGACGACGAAGAUGGUCUGGCCGAGCGAAUGAUCCAGCGAACUCCUCAAACUGUGAAAGAAAGAGAAGUGGCCCCUCAUUUCGCCGACCUCAAAUCAUUCGAAUUCGUUUACGGCCAACGCUGGAAGGAGCUGUAUCGUCAGGAGAAUGAACGCCGCGCCCAGUUGGAAGAGGAAUUGAAAGCAAAACGACGUCAGUUGGAAGCGGAUUUGGAAAUUGAAUACGAAGAUUAUCGCGCUCAGAUGAUCCGCGAAGACUUGGAACGCCAGAAGCGAGAGUUGGAACGCUUGGAGGCACUGAAGAGAGAAAGAGUCAGAGCCUUCCCUCAGGGACCUCCGAGAUUCCCAGGCGACGAUGGCCCCCAUGGCCGCCCACCACCGACUUAUGGCCGCGAUCCGGGCCGCGGAGGCCCGGAUUUGGAUGUAAAUAAGAUCCUGAACAGCUUCAGAGGAGGCCCCGAUAUGGGACCACCAAUGGGAUUCGAUCCACACGCCAUGGGCGUACAAAGGAGCCUUCAAAAGGUAGGAUUUGGAAAGUUAGAGCUGUUUAUAUUGUAGUAGGUAGAAGUGGUGAGAUAUUUGGAAAGAAGGAAUUUGAAGUGUCGGAAAGGUACUUUGAAAGUUAUUUUUAGCAGUUUGAAGACAAAAUAUUCAAAAAAUUUUAUGGAAAUUUGAAUUUUUGAUGUUAUACUUGCCGUUUGUUGACCUUGGUCCCCCUGUUGAUUUUUUAAAAUUUUUAGAAUUGGUGAGAUAUUGGGGAAAAAGGGAUUUGCCACGUUAGAAAGGUACUUUGGAGUUACUGUUUGCAGUUUGAAGACAAAAUAUUCAAAAAGUUUUUAUGAAAAUUUGAAUUUUUGAUGUUAUACUUGCUGUUUGUUGACCUUGGUCCCCCCUGUCGAUUAAAAAAUUUUUUUUUGAAAGUUUUUGUUUUUAAAUUUGCGAAGGAGGUCUAUAAAGGCUUGAGCAAUAUUCUAAUAAUUAUUAUUUCAGAGUCUUGGCCUCGGUGAACCCCUAGGACCCCCUCCAAUGGGCCCUCCUCCAGGUGGCCCCGGCCCUUACGGAGCGCCUCCUCGCGGCUUCUUCAAUGGCCCACCCGGAUUCCCCCCUGGAAUGGCCCCACCAGGAGGCCCAGUCCCACUCAGCAGUCUCGGCGGCCACGACUACAGACCUGAUAUUAAGCGGCAACGGCGUUAA
Molecule: messenger RNA, 5139 nt
Organism: Bursaphelenchus xylophilus (pine wood nematode)
Lineage: Eukaryota; Metazoa; Nematoda; Chromadorea; Rhabditida; Aphelenchoididae
Source: the annotation of a GenBank genome assembly